Messenger RNA from Nycticebus coucang (slow loris), 882 nucleotides. RefSeq names its product OTU domain-containing protein 6A. Gene Ontology annotation, molecular function: cysteine-type deubiquitinase activity. NCBI's taxonomy places the organism in Eukaryota, Metazoa, Chordata, Mammalia, Primates, Lorisidae. Bases 1 to 882 code for a protein of 293 amino acids. The record is from RefSeq and is a predicted model, not a curated record. Gene Ontology annotation, biological process: protein K33-linked deubiquitination; protein K11-linked deubiquitination; protein K29-linked deubiquitination. The transcript has a single exon.
AUGGAAGAGUCUCAGAGUGAAAAGCAGCGCAUGAUGCGCCGCCACAGCCGCGAGAAGAAAGAGCUACAGGCCCAUAUCCAGAGCCUGAAAAACUCCGUUCCGAAGAGCGACAAGAAGAACAGAAAGCAGUUGCUCCUAGAUGUGGCCCGCCUCGAGGCUGAGAUGGAGCAGAAACACCAGCGAGAGCUGGAGGAGUUCCAUGAGAGCCACCCGGGCAGCAGCAGCAGCAGCAUCGAUGCUGUCACUGAAGAUCUGGCCAAGAUGGAUCUCGAGAACCAGCCUCCGCGACUCUCGAGGGCCCAGAAGCGGCGAGAAAGAAAGGCCGCCCUUGAGAGAGAGCGCCAAGAGAGAAUCGCUGAGGCCGAGAUGGAGCACCUGGCCAGCUUCCGCCAAGAUGAGGAGGAGAAGCUGGCAACCAUCUUGGGGGCCAAGAAUCUGGAGAUGAAAGAUAUCCCGGUAGAUUGCCACUCCAUGUACCGGGCCAUCCAAGAUCAGCUGGUGUUCUCCGUGACCAUCGAGAGCCUGCGUUCUCGCACCGCCGACUACAUGCGGAAGCACAUCGACGACUUUCUGCCUUUCUUCUGCAACCCCGAAACCGGUGAUGCCUACGGCCGCGAAGAUUUCCUGUGCUACUGCGACGACAUCGUGCACAGCGCCUCGUGGGGAAGCCAGCUCGAGCUGAGGGCCCUGUCACACAUCCUGCAGACCCCCAUCGAGGUCAUCCAGGCGGAUUCGCCUGCCGUCGUCAUCGGGGAAGAGUACACCAGGAGGCCGCUCAUCCUAGUCUACCUGCAGUACGCCUGCAACCUCGGUGAGCAUUACAACUCGGUGAAGCCGAUGGAGGCCGGCGCCGCUGGGGGAACCCCUCCGCGCCUUUUCUAG